AGAGCCGAAGAUGUCGGCUCGGUCAUGUGAUCAGCUGAGUCCAAUCAUAGCUGAUCACAUGGGACAUGUACACUGAUCAUCAGGGCACUGAUGAUCAGUGUGCCCUGAUGAUCAGUGUGGCCCCAGAAGUGCCAUAUAUCAGUGUGUCCAUCAGUGCCAGCUGCCAGUGCUGAACAGUGCCACAUCAAUGCCACAUAUCAGUGCCUACCAGUGCACAUCAAUGCCACAUAUCAGUGCCCAUCUGAGCUGCCUUUCAUUACCGCCCAUCAGUGCCAGUCAGUGCCGCCCAUCAGUGCCAUAUAUCAGUGCCGCCCAUCAGUGCCACCCAUCAGUGCUGCCUUUCAGUGCCCAUCAGUGAUGCGUGUCAAUGCCCAUCAGUGCCACCUACCAGUGCCUCCUCAUCAGUG
Staurois parvus is the source of this 407-nucleotide messenger RNA. The record is from the annotation of a GenBank genome assembly. NCBI's taxonomy places the organism in Eukaryota, Metazoa, Chordata, Amphibia, Anura, Ranidae.